CGGGCACGAGACCUGGACCAUGCUCGUGGAGGACCAACGCGCACUUGGUGUCUUCGAACGGAAAGUGCUGCGUACCAUCUACGGUGGAGUGCAGAUGGAAGACGGCACAUGGAGACGGCGAAUGAACCAUGAGUUGCAUCAGCUGUUGGGGGAGCCGCCCAUCUGUCAUACCGCGAAAAUCGGACGACUACGGUGGGCCGGGCAUGUAGCCAGAAUGUCGGACAAUAGCCCGGUGAAAACGGUUCUCAAUUGCAAUCCGACCGGUACAAGAAGACGUGGCGCGCAGCGAGCACGAUGGAUCGACCAGGUGGAAGACGAUUUGCGGACCCUUCGCAGACUGCGUGGCUGGCGACGCGCGGCCCUGGACCGAGUGGAAUGGAGGAAUCUUUUGUAUACGGCACAGGCCACUUCGGCCUUAAUCUGUUAAAAAAAAAUGUGUUAAACGUCUACGGAACGUCUACGGAACGAUUUUAUGCUGCUUCAGGGCAUCCCCAGGCGGUGUCGCUGCAGCUUUUUUGACAUUACGCCAAGAAAGUUUUAUAUUUAUGAGGCUAUUUCCAUUGAUUGCAGCAUCUUUCAGUGUGACGGCUCACGCCGUAAACGACCUGGCCCAUCCGUGUGACGUAGUAUGAUUCGAAAUUUAAGCAACCAAAGAGUUUUACCAGACCAAACCAAAGCCUAGUAGCCGUGUGGUGUCCGGCGGGCUGAAAACUUUUUUUUCAGUAUUUCAGCCAAGAAUAGAACCACUGGGACCCUGCUCCCAUGUCGUAAGAGGCGACUAACAACAUUGGUCCGAUACAAAGUAUCGCCUCGUACCGUAGACUGUAUGACUAUAUGGACCAUAAGGUUUCGAGUCAUAGCCUUUAUCCAUUUUGGGGUGAGAGAAUCACUGGUAUAUAAUCACAUUUUCUGAUUCGAUAUUCCCGAUUCUGUACCAACGUUUUAGAUUUUUUCUGGCGAUAUUAAUAUACCGGUUCUUUAACGUCAAGGUAUAACUUUCAAAGCUUUGAUUUAAAAACCGAUCUAAAAAAUGGCACACUUUUAUGUAGGAAAUUUAUUGAAUUGCCUAAAAUGAAGCUGUAGAAUAGCACAAAAAGUUUUUUGGUUGGCAAGCGAUCUGUAGAUGUGUCAAAAUAAGCGAUUUUUUUAUUAAAUUUGGAACCGUCUACCGACAAAUCUACAUUGACGAAUACCUCUAAAAGUGUCUUCUUGAGAUCUCAUGAAGGUCUGACACAAGCUUUGCACCAAUUUUGCAUUUCUAAACCGUGGUAAACACUCCAGAACUUCACUCUGUCAGAAAAUGUAGGGUCAUCGGAAACUAAAACUUCGCACUCCUGGUCCGUUUUUCCAAAUCAUCCAAUGCAUCACUCUUUCGUGAUUGAAUCGCUCAUGUGGUAGUCGGUCUUUGCCAGUACUGGUCUUCUUCCGGGCCGCCGAUGGAUCAAGAGCCCUUGUCGUUGUGUUGUUAUAUUUAUUACGCAUAAUAAACAUGUCGUUUGCAAUUUGGCAUUUAACCCAAUUAUGGAAACGUGGCUGAUAGGGAGAGUGUAGAUGCCAACUUGUCAUUAACAUUUCGCAGUGAAUUUCUUCACAUUCGUUUGGGAUAUUUUUUAUAGUUUUUGUACGCUCUCUUUGUACAGCAAACUUUAGAAAUGAUCAUUGAAGUGUUAAUAAGAAGCAAUACUCCCGAUGGCCAGCUGUUCGGAAUUAAAAUUGCUCGUUUCGAAUUAUCGGAAAUUGAUCGCGAACGAGUUUCGUAUAUAUUGCUAAGAUCAUAUUGUCUAUAGAUGAAUAGAUACCUCUAUUAUAUUCCCGGCGGCUUGAUCCUGUUAUGUAACGCCCCGUGGAAGAAUAAUUCUUAAAAAGCCUAUUCGAACGGCAUUUAUAUUUCUACUGGAGGUCGCACACCUGAAAACUUUGAUCUUAAAUGAAAAGCUAAAUCACAAUAUCUACCAAGAUAUAUCCUGAUUCAUCUCCCUACCUUCUAACAUCAAUCUUAUCCUGUGACAGUUGUGGAUGAUGCAGAGGAUUCCUCGGUCAUAAUAGUCACAAGUGUUGAACUAACAUUCUUUCCCAUCCCAAAAUUGACCUGCAUGGGCGUGACCAUCUACGUUAUUGAUCAUAUUAUAAUCUUAGUCUCUUUAGGUUGCACGUUGAGCAUGAUGUAUUACUCCUAAGUAUCAUUCAAUUGGUUCAAUAUGCAAUUUCAACUUCGAUCAAUCACGGGCGGUCAACUAAGCUGAGCUGUGGUACGCCCUGCGAGAUCAUGUCGUCGCACUUCUAUUGCUUCGUCGUUGAAGUAUAAGGGAAUCUGAUUUGCUACGUGUUUUGUUCAAUGUUUGUUUGUAUGAUUUAACUGUAGUUCUACUCCAAUGAAUUCUCCACAUCGCGUUAAGAUGAACGAACAUUGCUGCGUUUGAAAUCUAGCACCAGUAUGUUGAGAUGCAGCCAAUGUCUAUAGAUUCACAUAUUUCCGAGCAGAGAGGGGCUUGUACAGAUUACAACAGAACUAAUCAUGAGUGUCUCGCGAGGAGCUGAAGCUCAAAACAAUGCGGCUUUUUGUCAAGUCACUACCACAGAUUUCAUCGGGAUUGGUUACCUUACCUUCACUAGCAAGUUCUCGCAUAUUCCAGUCUGAAAACAAAACAAGGCAUUGCUAUAUCCGAAUGGGGAAGGGAGAAACGGUUAAUAACUUGACCAAGUUGUGGUACAAUUUUCUGGCGCAAAAAAAACUUGAAACCUUUAAUUCAAUAUUAAAUUAACUUAAUUUCACAGAUUGACCAGAUGCCAUAGACCACAUAAGUAAACGAUGGAGCUUAAAAAGAUAACGAACGAAGUCUCGAGUGAGGAACAGUAUUCCUUUCUGGACAUUAAAUCCGGCAUGAAAUAUUUGCACGAAACAGGAACAAUGUCUGAUUGUGAGUUUCUGGUCGGCGAAGAAUCGGAAUCAGAGAGGAUUUCUGCACACAAAUUGGUCCUCUCGGUAGCGUCUCCAGUUUUCAAAGCUAUGUUCUACGGGACACUUGCCGAAAGGGGAGCUGAGCCGAUACGUGUUCCAGACAUUGAUCUGCCUGAUUUUGGAAAGUUAAUGACAACUUUUCGAUAUAUUAGGAGAUAUUUAAAAAAAAAACAAUGACCGACGCAACCACAACUUCCACGAACCAAGCGGACCUCACUGACUAUAGAAAGAAGGUAAAAUCACGCAUGUUGUAUCUGUACGAGACAGGAAAAUGGACUGACUGCCAGUUUCUGGUUGGGCAGGAACCCAGCCCGAAAACGAUUACCGCACACAAGCUGGUGCUCUCCCUGGCCUCGCCGGUGUUUGAAACAAUGUUCUUUGGUACUCUUACAGAGCAGAAUGACGUAUCCAUUCGCAUUGUGGACAUAGAAGCUGAGGUGUUUAGAAAGAUACUGCUCUACAUUUAUACGGACAAGAUAUGUCUGGAUUCGAUGGAUGAUGCGUUCAAGAUUUAUUAUGCUGCAAAGAAAUAUUUGCUUCCGCAAGUGACCGACCAGUGCACCACAUAUAUAAAAUCGAACAUCAAGCCGACUAACGCUUGCCUCGUGUAUGAAUUCGCAAAAUUCUACGACGAAUCUGCUCUGUUGCAGUCCGCCAAGACUAUUAUUAUCAACCACACUACACAGGUGAUACAGGAUCCUAGCUUUCUGGAGCUCGAUCUCAGCACAGUCAUAAUGAUAUUGGAUCAGGAGAUGCUUAACAUUACUACCGAGUUGGAUCUUUUCAAAGCUCUCAAGAAGUACGCCGCCAAGCAGGGAUUGUCACGAGUCGAUCACGUGAAUAGAGAACAAAAUCCAGCUACACCCCCAGAAACACCACCUUCAGUAAAUCAAAAUCAAAUUUCGAACGAUGAAAACAAAGAACAAACAGCGGUUGCGAAAGUUCAACCGAAGGUAUCGACUAUCGAUGAUGCUAUCUACCGGAUUCGUUUUCUAACUUUAAAACCACAGGAACUUGCUCCCGAACUAGCUGGAAUGGACCUUCUUACGCAACCCGAAAUUCUCGCUAUCAUAAUGAACUGUACGAUGGAGGCAAGCGGUUUUUUAAUGCCCGCAGAUCUUUCUACCAACCGGAAGGAUAGGGGACAGCUAUAUAGACAAAUGAGAGACAUUUCGGCCGGAUUAGACCGGAUGAACCAGGCAUGGAAAGGGUUCAAUAACAUAUAUACGGGAUAGGCUAUUACAGAGAAAUUAGUGAAAAUAUAUUUACUUAACACUUGCUUUUUGAGAAAUCGUAUUAUUCGAACACAUCCAAUAUCGUUUUAUUCGUUGUAGUAUUGCGCAGUCUGCUAGUGAUGUGUAAGGGGACCGUCUGUUGUUGAUCAGUGCGUUGCUUUUUCCGUUUAAGUGUUCAAACCAACUUGUCAAAGAUAAUAUUGUUAGUGUUGUUUGCCCUGAAGAUGAAGGCAUAGUCCUUCGAAACGUAGAUGAUAGACGCAGUAAAAUAUUAUUGUAAGAAACCCGUGACCAAACGCCAUACUGAAAACAAAGUGGUCGUUCAUCUUUCUAUCGUUAUAGUAUAUGAAAAAAAAAAAUAUACAAACGCUCAAACCCACGCGAUCAUUCACGCACCUUUUCGGCCGCGAUCUCGCAAACAUGAAAACGCUUUGAUGAUUAAGUGAACUUUUUAGCUCUAAUAAAAUUAUUAUCGCAGUCUCAAGCACGAACUUAUAAACGCUCGGUCCCACGCGAUCAUAAAAUCUACCACUCCCCCCAUCUGAACUGUGCACUCAAUAUCACAAUCAGAAUCACGGCCUGCGGCAAGCAGUGUUAGAGUGGUUGACAUUUCCCGUCUCGUCUUAUAAUGAGUGAUUCUGACAGGGAACCCUUCCGAGUAUCCCGCUCUACAGCUCUAAUUUGGACUACCCUUAAAAACCAAAAAUUUAACGUAAACCCUAGAUGCUAUCAACAGCAUCCCGGCCACAAAUGAACAGAAAGUAGAUAAUAAUUUCUUUCGGUAUAUUUUUGUCUUAAGAGAAUUUAAAUUCUGGAACUUCACAAAAUAUAUAGGACUCCCACUAAUACCGAAAGAAAUGCCUCAAACCAUUUUUACCAACAUAAAAUGGCUGCUUUCCAUCAUAUACCUAUCCAUAGAAUGCUAAAUUUACCUCUCAGUAAGAAUGCAAAGAUAAAGAAGAAAGGAAUCAUAUUUGAAAUUGUUAAGCUCAAUGGUUUUCCAGAACUAUCCGAUCAAUUUUGAUAAAAAAUUAGGGUCAUUUCACGUCUUCCGUCUCCUAGAAUCUUAACCUCGAUAAUGGAAAUUUUGAAUGAAAUUGCUAUGGGUUAUAAAAAAAAGUUUGGAAUAAUCCAAAUAGAUAAACCGCGCAGAUAGGUGGGAUAACAAGAUAUCGUGUUCUCAUUGCGACAAAGUAUAUAAAUAUUGGACAGAGAAGGAGAACUCUAGAAACUCGUUUUAAUGAACAUAUCGCAGAAAUAGCCAGAGCCUCCAGGAGGGACUCUAUAAAUAGUCUACCUCAGCGGUCUUCAACAUUUUUCGUAUCACGGACCCCUACGAAAUCUGGAUUUGUGACCCGCACGGGCUAACAUCGAUUAGCCUAUUUAUUUUAGAUAUAUUUGACACACUUCAAUGCGUUAGCACAGUUGCGCCGUGGUGCUUUCAUAUUUUUAUAUUACUGUGGAUGCAGCUUGCUGCUACGUGUUGAGAACGUGUUUUCUUGGCGAUGAUGCUGUGCUAUCCUCGUCAUAUCUUGGGAUUCAGCCCAUUUGCCUUAUCUCGCGAUAUCGUUCACGUUGUCUGCCUUGAUCGGGGGACAGCUUUCAUGAUGUUCGAAGUCGGAAGUCCUUCGCUGUUCUAAAUCCGUCUUUGUCGGCAUUUAUUGUGCUGGAUGUUGGUUUGGAGAAACUAGACCAAUCGUUGUUAUUACGGUGUUGGUACAGGAAGUUAGUUUCGAUAUACAAAGCGCAUCGGUUAUUGUUUGGCUAAUUGAUUGUGUUUUAUCAACAUUUGUUGCAAGCAUUUUUUGUAUUGGUGAUUUUUCUUAGUGACUUCGAAGUGUUGUUUUCCGUAAUGUGCCAUGUUUUAACAACACCAACCGCCGUUGGGAAUGAAAUUUUUGCUCAAGUAUCGUUUUUAACGGAUUCCACUUCUCCGCAUUUUGACAUAAAUCUUUUAAUUUCUUCUGAUCUCAUGCGCGGCACUAGGUCCUGUAAGCGCACUUCAAUUUGAUCGUCAUCCAUAUUAUCAGAUUCUGGGUUUUAACAUUGUCAUAUUCGACACCGCGUUACACGUUGUUCUUCGCAAUGAAGUUUUCUACCUGAGCUAAACUUUUAAACGAUUUUUAUACACAAUUUUUCACGUGGUGUAACUGUAUGUGUGUCACUUCCUCGAUAUUAAGAUCCGUGUUCACUUUUAAUAACAGUCCAACGUCAUGUACUGUAGGUCAACGAGGAUUAUGUCCAUCCAAACUCACUUCUAAACUUUGACCAUAGGAACAGAUACUUGUGGUUUUUUAAAUGAUUACCAACAUAAAAAAACAAACGCCGAAUAUGAAACUAGGCGCUGAUUAUUCAUACUUACUAUACACAGACAUAGAUAAUGUAGUGUCUCACAAUGUCUCUUCAUUCUGCACAUGACGAAGCGAAAUGCGCCAAUCUUUCUUGUAUCAUGGAAUGUAAAAGGUGACCAAAAACCGGAAUGGAACGUUAUUAACCCUCCGGCACUCGCGCCGGUGUAUUUUGUGCAACACCAUCCGUAACUCUAGCGAAGUCUUCUUCCAGCACAUUCGGGGAGUCAUUCGCGCGAGUGCCGGAGGAUUAAAUGAUGAAGAGUUCAGGAUGUUAAUUUCCAUAUAUCAAACACGAGUGAUUAAAUAUAUCCCCGAUACGCUCUCCAUGCACAAGCGUAGAUUUUUUCGUAACCCCCUAAAUUGUAAACGGGUUGGAUGUAAGGGAUGCUGCCAAAUCGGCAGUGAUUCUAAAGCCCUUCACAUAUUUUUGCGACAGCAUCAAUGUGAGGGUCUCUGUAUUCAGCACGAAUAUGCUUAUACUCCAUGCAGGAAAUCAUCCACCAUUUACAUGAUCUGAAAAUGAGGGGGUGUUAUAUGUAACUUCCUGCUCCGACAGUAUUACGCAUGAAUUGGAAAGAUUACUCAUGUGAAAUGAACCAUAUGUAUCUGUUUUGAUCAAUAAUACCGUAUUCGCUACGAAGAGGGCUUUGGCGACGAAGUUCUAAGGGUAUUUACAAUAACUGAUGUUUCAAGUGUCGUGGAAACGGCACACUUAAAGCCCGAACACAAUGAGAGCGGUAUAGCGGCAAAGCGGGGGAGCGACAAAUGCGAAUUGUACACGGUAAAAAAUCCGUUCAUACAUUCAUGAACAGAGGGUCACGAUUUCGUGAACUAAACGAUUUACGAAAACCGCAAACUGAACGAUUUACGAAAAAGUUCCUGAAAUUAUGAAUACAAAAUUUCGUUUUUCAUUAAACUAUUUGUGUUUUCAAAAAAACUAGUUCGCCCCGAAUGUAUACAUGGCGUUACAUUAGAAUGUUUGGUUGGGUUACUGUUGUUGUUCCCUAGACAUGUUUAGUUUUUGUUGUGAUUCUUGUUCAUGCUUUGGGAAUACACAGCCGACAGUCAAACGUUGUUAAUGAUUUCAACAGCUUAUUCUCGGUUCUUGUGAUUUCCCUUCACGUUACCAUGCUAUUUUAUUCAUGAGUUUUCUGUUAGAUUUUUCUGUCAGAUUAGCGGGAUUAAUGUUCAUUAUUUCAGGAUCUUAAUCACGAUUUUAGAUAUUUUUGUCACGAGGCCGUGUGAUUUUUGUUCAUGAUUUUAGGAUCUUAGCCACGAUUUUCGUAAUUUCUGUUCAUGUUAUCGUGAUAUUUUAGUCACGAAUAGACCAAUUCAUGUUCUUGAUUUCGGGAUCUUAGUCAAGAGUUUAGAUAUUUUUGUUGUGUGAGUCGUGUUCAUGGUUUCAGUAUCUUAGUCACGAUUUUCGUAAUUUCUGUUCAUGUUAUCGUGAUAUUUUAUUUUGGAGCUUACUUUCAAAGAGUAAUGGAACUAAUGUUCAUGAUAUCGGCAGUUUUAUCAUAUUAUUUAUAAUUUUUUUUUCGCGUUAUCGUGAUAUAUUAUUUUAUGGUUACUAUCGGUUUUUUACUCGGAAAUAUGAACUGUAUCAUGUAAAUGUGACUGAUUCGCGAUAUCUUGUUAUGUGGACUGUAUCACUGUUUGGGGUUCUCAGCGCAGUUUUCGUUUUCUGUACGGACAUCACAAUGAACCUUACUAAAUGAAUAGCGAUGUUUGAGGUUUCCUAUAUUUUUUAUAUCUACUGCUCGUAGAUAUUACUGCUCGCUAGCAGCUGGGCAUUCCAUGAAAAAGUGUAUGGAACAAAAGAUGGGUGGGUAAUGUCUGCGACAUAACCGGAGAGAUGUAGAAUACAUAAGGAACACGUUCUUCAAAUAUGUUGAUAUUCAUUGGAAUUUUCGGACAAAAGGUGAUUUGGGCGAGGAAUAUUUCAAAUUAUUCUUUACAAAAAUGAUGGUGGUUCUGACAAGGACCGUUUUUGUUGGCGUUGUUGGCCUUGGUGGGGAGAUGCGCUGGCUUCGAUUUUCGUUGGAUGCUUCUGACUUCUUACUAUUUCCGGGCUUAGCUGUUGUCCAGGAGGUGAUUCUGACAUGAUUGGUGUAGGUGUAGGUCGUCAACCGGUUAUAAUUUUUCAAGCGUUGUUUACAUUUGAAAUUAAACCACUGGAUCAAUUAAAAAAAGUAUUGGUCUGUGAUAUGAAAAGUACGAAAUAUAUCUUCGGGUUUCUGCAUUGACGUUUUUGACAAAUACAAGAUCAAUGCAUGUGCCUGCAAGUGUAGUUGCUUGUGAUGGAUCAGAGAUCAAACGAAGCUUGAAACAUUCAUUCAUAAAAUAAACAAAUUUCAAAUUCUCUUGUUUUGAAACAUCUAUGUUGAAGUCGCCUGAAACGACCAUUGGAACAUUCUGAUUUCUAGACUAAAUAUUCUACAUUAAAAGAUGGGUGGGUAAUGUCUGCGACAUAACUGGAGUGUCGUAACUA
Molecule: messenger RNA, 9036 nt
Organism: Topomyia yanbarensis
Lineage: Eukaryota; Metazoa; Arthropoda; Insecta; Diptera; Culicidae
Product: BTB/POZ domain-containing protein 6-like
Exons: 3
Coding region: 3133-4194 (353 amino acids)
Biological process (GO): neurogenesis
Cellular component (GO): P-body; cytosol
Molecular function (GO): protein binding
Source: RefSeq, a predicted model, not a curated record